This is a messenger RNA of Penicillium brevicompactum, 2790 nucleotides long. RefSeq names its product putative beta-N-acetylglucosaminidase. Gene Ontology annotation, biological process: peptidoglycan turnover; carbohydrate metabolic process. The record is from RefSeq and is a predicted model, not a curated record. The transcript is spliced from 4 exons. The coding region runs from base 1 to 2790 and encodes 929 amino acids. Gene Ontology annotation, molecular function: hydrolase activity, hydrolyzing O-glycosyl compounds. Lineage: Eukaryota; Fungi; Ascomycota; Eurotiomycetes; Eurotiales; Aspergillaceae.
AUGGCCCGGAAAGAGGACAUGCUGCCCCCAGGCUGGGAUGAUCUAGAUAGGCAAAUGGGUCAGCUCUUUAUGAUGGGCUUUGAUGGGACAGAGGUCAAUCCACAGAUCCGAUCCCUGAUAGAGAACUAUCAUCUAGGCGCGGUCUUGUUAUCCGCGAAGAAUUUGAAAUCUGCCGAGGAUGCCACUAGAUUGGUCUUGGAAUUGCAGACCAUUGCGCGCGACGCAGGCCAUCCAGUCCCUCUGCUUAUCGCGUUGGACCAGGAGAAUGGCGGCGUCAACAGCUUGUAUGACGAAAUAUACAUUCGUCAAUUCCCCAGUGCCAUGGGUAUUGCGGCCACGGGAUCCAAAUCCCUAGCCCACGAGGUCGCCUUGGCCACCGCGCAGGAGCUCAAGGCAGUGGGCGUCAAUUGGAUUUUAGGACCCGUGUUGGAUGUGUUGACUAAUGUUCGAAACCAGCCAUUGGGAGUUCGAACCUCUGGAGAUGACCCCCAAGAGGCAUCCAAAUUUGGUGUGCAGUUCAUGAGGGGCUACCAGGAAGCUGGUCUGGUAACCUGUGGGAAACACUUUCCAUCGUAUGGAAAUCUGGAGUUCCUCGGCUCACAGAACGAUGUCCCGAUUAUCACGGAAUCAUUGGAGCAACUCAGUCUCAGCGCGUUGGUCCCCUUUCGCAGCGCGAUCACCCAGGGGCUGGAUGCGAUGAUGGUGGGCGGUGUAUCGAUGUCAUCAGCUGGAAUGAAUGUAAUGCACGCGUGCUUGAGUGAUCAAGUCGUGGACGAGCUUCUCAGGAAAGACCUCCAAUUUCAAGGGGUGGUGGUGUCGGAAUGCCUAGAAAUGGAGGCUCUGACGCACAACAUCGGUGUUGGAGGCGGCACUGUGAUGGCAAAGAACGCUGGCUGCGAUGUCAUCCUGUUAUGUCGGUCAUUUCCAGUCCAGCAAGAGGCCAUCAAUGGACUGAAGCUAGGGGUGGAGAAUGGAAUAAUCGGCCGACAACGAAUCGAACAAUCGUUACGACGCGUCCUGGAUUUAAAGGCGCGGUGUACCUCGUGGGAACAAGCCCUGAACCCUCCAGGGCUUUCUUCACUUACACAAAUGCAACCGUCGCAUACCCAUCUUUCCACCCGAGCUUACAACUCUUCUAUCACGGUCAUGCGAGAUAAGAAUAACUUACUUCCCCUGUCCAAUGUCAUCGAUGCAGACGAAGAACUUUUGCUUCUCACUCCGCUGGUCAGGCCACUGCCAACCUCGGCGGUAUCUCUCUCAGUUUCGGAGACUGCCCACGGACCAUUUGAUACCUUCCCUGGGGAUCGAACUUCCUCUGUCCUGAGUGGGGAGAGUGUCUUUAAAGAACUGGGACGUGCCCUCUCACGACAAAGACAUGGCCGUGUGUUGCACACCUCCUAUACCUCGAACGGUGUGCGUCCCAUUCAUGAAGACCUCAUUCAGAGGGCGAGUGCAGUCAUCGUGGUCACGGCAGAUGCAAAUCGGAAUAUGUACCAGCAGGGGUUUUCGAAACAUGUCUCCAUGAUCUGCCAGUCACACUACUCCCCGUCCGGGGAACGCCGCGAAAUACCCUUGAUUGUGGUAGCAGUGAGCUCGCCGUAUGAUUUCGCCGUGGACUCCUCCAUCGGUACUUAUAUAUGCACGUACGACUUCACCGAGACCGCUCUCCAAGCCUUAGUCAAGGUUUUAUAUGGCGACCUCACACCCUCGGCCGCGCUGCCGGGGUCGAUCGGCCGCACCCAGAAGAUUCACCAGUCCCGCCAGCAUUGGCUCGUGGAAAACUGGAACGAAGAGCGCGAUUCCUAUGCGCUCGACGUUCUCCUAGAUACCAUGCGCGCGGAUUGCCCACCGGGCCAACCAUCCGAGCUGCUGGGCGCUACGUCCAGCAGCUUUCUCCUUCGAAAAGAAGACAUCGACGAAGCCCACUUCGUCGUUCGGAAUAGUAGCACCCAGGCUCUCUACGGCUUCUGUGCCACCUAUUUCUUCCGUUCCACGGGUGUAGGUGUCCUAGGCUGUCUAAUCGUCGACCCGAGUCGCCGAAAGCUCUCUAUCGGCCACUCCCUCCACGGCCGCGCCAUCCGCACCCUCCUCCAGAGAAACGGGAUGCGUCGCUUUCAACUCGGCUCCCGUCUCCCAGGCAUCUACCUUGGCAUUCCCACCGUCAAUCCCGCCGAGCGCAAACGCUUGCGCCAAUGGUUCGCCAAUAUGGGCUGGAACACCGCUCUCUCCCGCCCCGUCUGCAGUGUCAUCCUCCGCAACCUGGCGACCUGGGUGCCGCCGGACGGUCUGACUGCCACGCUGCAAAGCGCGGAGGUCAUCUACGAUCUCGUCUACGGGUGGGACUUUGCCCAGGCUAUCCUCGACCAUAUCAAGACGUACGCCCGACAGGGGGUAGUGGAUAUCUAUCGCAUGGCGCUGGGGGGCGCGCCUAAUUGCGGGAUCAUCCGGGCCAAACGGCCGUCCGACGGGGUUAUCCUGGGCAGCAUCGUGAUUUACAAUGAGCGCUCCGCCUUGGCGGAUCAUAUGCCCGUCCUGCGGGCGACCCCUGCAGCGGUUGGCGGAAUUUCCUCGCCGGUGAUUUCGCCGUGUGGAGAGGAUUAUUCCACGAUCAUGCAGGGGUUGGUGCUCUUGGCUAUUAAGCAGAUUCGAAAAUUGAGUGCCGAUGCAGUGGUGAUGGAUUGUGUUGACGGCGAUGGCACCUUCGAUCUCUCCACGAUGGGAUUUACGACGCUGCACAGUUUUGAGGAGGUGAACUGCGAUGCAGCAACAUGGACGAUGAUGCAUACGUAG